AUGUGUCGACCAAUUCGUCUUUUAACUGAAGCUAAAGGUUAUGAUACAUCAAAUCAUAUUUUAGCAUGCUUUGGUGGUGCUGGAGGACAACAUGCUUGUGCAAUAGCUAGAAAUCUGGGUAUUCAUAAGAUCUUAAUUCAUCGAUAUAGUUCAGUUUUAUCAGCUUAUGGUUUAUCAUUAGCAAAUGUUGUUUAUGAAGUACAAGAACCAAGUGCUGAAAUUUAUUCUGAAACAUCUUUGUCAAAAUUACAAGAAAGGAUUCAAAUUUUACGUAAUAAAUGUACUGCAGAACUUAAAUCACAAGGAUUUAAAGAUGAAUCAUAUAUUAAACAUGAAAUUUAUUUAAAUUUACGUUAUCAUGGAACUGAUUUUGCCUUAAUGGUUUUAAAACCAGAAUCAUCUUGGAAUUUUUCAGAAUCUUUUAUUCAACAAUAUCAACAAGAAUUUGGUUUUACAUUUCCUGAUCGAAGUAUUUAUGUAGAUGAUAUCAGAAUUCGUGGUAUAGCUAAAGGAUUUAAAGUUACUCAACAUGAUGUAUUUGAUGAAAUCCAAAAGAUUGAUUCAAAGUUGGUAGAUCCUUCACAAAUUAAAGAGAAAACUUUGAUUUAUUUUGAAAAUGGAAGAGUAGAAACUCCAAUAUACCUUUUAGAACAUCUUAAAAUUGGUGAUAAAAUCACUGGUCCUUCUAUGAUUAUAGAUGUAAAUUCUACAAUUAUUGUAGCUCCCGAUUGUAGUGCAAUAAUUACUUCUUCACAUAUAAUGAUUACUAUCGGAAGUGAUGUUAGAUCAAAAGUUUCAACCAAAUUGGAUCCUAUUCAACUUGCAAUAUUUGGUCAUCGAUUUAUGAGUAUUGCAGAACAAAUGGGACAUACUUUACAAAAAACUUCUAUUUCUACAAACAUAAAAGAGAGAUUGGAUUUUUCUUGCGCACUUUUUGGAGAUGAUGGCAGUUUAGUUGCUAAUGCACCGCAUAUUCCUGUACAUCUUGGAAGUUUAAGUCAUACGGUAAAAUAUCAAAUGAAUUAUUAUAAAGAUAAAUUAGAAGAGGGAGAUGUAAUUUUAACCAAUCAUCCACAAGCCGGUGGUUCACAUUUACCAGAUAUCACUGUGAUUACACCUGUAUUCAACGAAGGCAAGAUUGUAUUUUUUGUUGCAUCUAGAGGACAUCAUGCGGACAUUGGUGGCAUUUUACCUGGUUCGAUGCCUCCAAAUUCAAAAGAGUUGUAUCAAGAAGGAGCUGCGAUCAAAUCAUUUAAGCUUGUUUCUAAAGGAAAGUUUGAUUAUUAUGGUUUGGUCGAUAUUCUUGUGAAUCAACCUGCAAAAUAUCCUGGAUGUAGUGGUACUAGAUGUUUACGUGACAACGUUUCUGAUUUAAAAGCUCAAGUGGCAGCCAAUCUUAAGGGUAUCACACUUGUCAAAGCUCUUAUUCAAGAAUAUGGGUUAGAUGUUGUUUUGGCUUACAUGAUGUACAUAAGGAAAAACGCCGAAAUAUCCGUGAAAGAACUGUUAAAAGAUGUUAGUCGUCGAAUAGGUUGUACGGUAUUGAAAGCCAUUGAUUUUAUGGAUGAUGGAAGUCCGAUUCAGUUAAAAAUUACAAUAGAUGAGAAGGAGGGAACAGCAGAAUUUGAUUUUAGCGGUACUGGACCAGAAGUUUACGGUACGCUUAACCUUAUUGCGUGUAACCUUCUUUUAUUAAAAAUACUAAUUCAACUUCAACGUGUAGCAAAUUACAACGCUCCACCUUCGGUCACAUAUAGUGCGAUCAUUUAUUGUCUUCGCUCUCUUAUUGCAAAUGACAUACCUUUAAACCAAGGAUGCCUUACCCCCAUUGAUAUCAAGAUUCCAGAGAAAUCUUUUUUAAAUCCCUCCGACAAAGCUGCCGUCGUUGGCGGCAACGUAUUAACUUCACAACGUCUUGUUGACGUUAUUCUCAAAGCAUUUCAAGCGUGUGCAGCCAGUCAAGGUGAUUGUAAUAACCUUACUUUUGGAAAAGGCGGAAAAACCGAGGAUGGAACCAAGGUUAUAGAAGGAUGGGGUUAUUAUGAAACGAUUGCGGGAGGUAGUGGGGCUGGACCCACCUGGACAGGUCAAAGUGGUGUUCAUACGCAUAUGACCAAUACUAGAAUUACAGAUCCGGAAAUACUUGAAAAAAGAUACGAUCAUUCAAUAAUACUUCGAGAGUUUUCGCUUCGAAGAGGUUCUGGAGGUGCAGGACUUCAUAAAGGAGGAAAUGGAGUAAUACGAGAUAUAGAGUUUCGUGAACCCCUUCAAGUCAGUAUACUUUCAGAAAGACGCGUUCACCAUCCUUACGGAUUACAAGGUGGUAAAAAUGGGUCAAAAGGACUUAACUUGUGGAUUCGUCGGAAUGAAAAUGAUGGUGAAGUUCGUACCAUUAAUUUAGGAGGUAGAAAUACCGUUAAGGUAAACGUAGGUGAUCGUAUUGUCAUUUGUACACCUGGCGGUGGAGGAUGGGGCAUCCCAACUAAUGAACAAGUUGAUGUUGAUGAAGUUGAUGAAGCUAUUUUGAAAUAUUUGCAAUAA
Funneliformis mosseae is the source of this 2541-nucleotide messenger RNA. Lineage: Eukaryota; Fungi; Glomeromycota; Glomeromycetes; Glomerales; Glomeraceae. The record is from the annotation of a GenBank genome assembly.